Molecule: messenger RNA, 1938 nt
Organism: Heterocephalus glaber (naked mole-rat)
Lineage: Eukaryota; Metazoa; Chordata; Mammalia; Rodentia; Bathyergidae
Gene: Rumy1
Product: regulator of UNG2 and MKLN1 interacting yippee protein 1
Cellular component (GO): cytosol
Source: RefSeq, a predicted model, not a curated record
UGUAGAACUUAUGGGCGGAAUUAAAAUGAACCAACAGCCAAACACAAACUCUUGAGAGACGGCACGACCAAUUGGACUGGGGUAGGGAGGCGGGGCAUUGAAAGGAAUUUUCGCCAAUAGAGAGUAGGGAGUGGCGGGGACCGUAGAACAUUCUCCAAUAAGAAGUGCGAAGGGCGUGUGUGACAAGGGAGGAAGGGUUUGCCCGAACCUGCCGAGGCCGGCCAAUGAGAUGGCAGGCGGGGCCAAGUUCGACCAACCAGAAAGCCGACCUGAUCUCGGCACCGUUACUGGGGCGGGGCGUGUGGUCUCCAAGCCACUGAGCGGGUCGGUGGAAGCGGCCGGCCUUCCAAUGCGCGACGUGGGAGGGCUCUACUUCUCCCAAUCAGUGCGCGGCGCUGGCAAUUCAAAAUGACAGCCGGGUGCAAAGGCAGAGAAAGCGGAAGAAGGAGCCGAAAACGGACCUUGCGUGGACGCAGCCUAGAAGGCGACCUCCGCCCCGCUCCGCCACCACCACCACCGUGCUCGGGAGCGGCCUCUGCGGGAGAGCCGACGGGAGGCGCGGUGCGGAGGCCGGCGUGCGGGCCAGCCUGGGGCCUGAGUCCUGGGCCCGGCAAGAGCGGAGUGCCGUGGAGACCCGGGAGCCGAGAGCAGAGCACCCUUCGGACGGCAGAAAACUGAGAGGUUUUCUCAAACCGCGCUCGCCUCCUCCCUCCACCCCAACUCCACUCUCUGCUCCCAGAGUUAAAGAGGAGUCAGAAUUGCUGCUUCCCGUCUGCUCCCACUCAAUAAAUAGUACUUUUACCCAUCCACCGGGAAAGCUGCGAAAUACUCUUCCCUCCCAGUUUCAGUGCUUAGAGAAGAACCCGAGACCUCGUGAUCUUUCCUUUUUUUCUGGCCAGGGGGAAUCAGAGUAGCAAGAGUCCUGUUCUUUGCUUUUUCAAAAUUCCCGCGCCUCCUCAUCCGCGGGACGUUAUGACUACCAGCAGCUGUAGUUUCAAGGACCGAUGCGUGUCCAUCCUGUGUUGCAAAUUCUGUAAACAGGUGCUCAGCUCUCGGGGAAUGAAGGCCGUCUUGCUGGCUGAUACCGACAUAGACCUUUUCUCGACAGACAUCCCUCCUACCAACGCAGUGGACUUCAUUGGAAGAUGUUAUUUCACUGAAAUCUGCAAGUGUAAACUGAAGGACAUCGCGUGUUUAAAAUGCGGAAACAUUGUAGGUUAUCACGUGAUUGUUCCCUGUAGUUCCUGCCUUCUUUCCUGCAACAAUGGACACUUCUGGAUGUUUCACAGCCGCUCGGUUUAUGGUAUUAACAGACUGGACUCGACUGGUAUAAACUUCCUACUUUGGGGCAACUUGCCAGAGAUAGAAGAGAGUACAGAUGAAGAUGUAUUAGAUAUCUCAGCAGAGGAGUGUAUUCGAUGAAUGGAAUUAUAUAACAUUUUUAUAAUAACUUUUUCCUAUUUAAUAAUAUGUUAAUAGAUCAACUUUAAAAUUGUUAGUGAGGAUUUGCCCAGUGACUUCUUUUCAUUGUUAUUGUUGUUUUAUUUUGUUUAAAAACAAAAAUGAGGCAUUUGUUGAUUUAUUUAUUUGCUGUCUCAAAUUAGUUACCUCAACUUACUUUAAGCCAAUGUAGUUGUUUUUUUCUUCUACACCCAAUAUAGGAGUAUUUUAACUUCAGAAGAAAAGAUUCUUGAAUAAAGGAUAUUUUUACUGACUCAUGCGUAUUAACCAUAGGUACAUAAGACUCAACUGAAUGUUGAGAGGGUGUUAAGAAAGAGCAGAAUGGCUGGACAUGGUGGCACAUGACUGUAAUCGUAGCACUUGGGAGGCUGAGGCAGGAGGAUUGCCUGGAGUUCAAGGCCAGCCUGAACUACAUAGUGAGACCCUGUCUCAAAAAAAAAAAAAAAAAAUCGUGAUCCCUGCCUUAAUAUGGAGCAA